AUGGACAUCUAUUGGGCAGAGUUCGAGUCUACCUUCGACAGCCUGAUUCGGGGCGUGUCGCUGAACACGAAGCUGAUGAGCUCAGGCUGGUCCAAGUCUCCAACGGUUGCCAUGAAGAAAUGUGUGCACCUGGAAGCCCGGAAGCUGCGAGGAACUUUGUCAGGAAGCUCAGAGUCAGAGAUUAAGCCCACUGCCACGGCCUUGAUCACAAAGGAGUUGUUGAAGAAGAAGUUUUGGGUGAUUCACAUGAGAGUCACUCAAGACGACAUCAAGGCUGGUCUUUGGAGUGUCAGGAACUCCGCCGAGGUGGUGCCACAAGUCCCCAUCUAUAUGGUUCGCCACGAAGAUGCCAGGCACAAAUGGAUCCACAUGUUUUCGGCUAACGUCAAGGUGGGGCUCUUCACAUUCCAGGUGAGGGAAGAGUCACGCGAAGCCUUGCAAGCCGGUGGGCCUGAGCAAAUUUCCAAUCCUGAGGGCAGUGAGAGUGACAAGCCUCAGCCUGAGACGGUGUCCUGCUUCUUUGUUCUCGGAAAAGAGUGUGCUACGCUGGAAGAAGCCAUCGAUUCUAUCCAGCAGGAGCAGGGUGAUGUGAUUGAGCACUUGCUAAAAAACGGCUCAAAGUUGUACAACAUGCACUACUCCAUGGAGGAGGAGAGGGUGAGGACGGUGGAGAAUAAGCGCCACCCUGUCUUCUACGACCUGAACAUUGUGACUCGGAUGGCGUAUCACCGUGGAAAAGAUCCUAGCUGGGUUUUGCACGCAACCUGGCCCCUGACCCCUGCCAGCAGGAACGGCACGACCACUGAGGGUGACAAGGUGAUCCUCUACAGUGGCACGUUGAGGGAGAACCUAUUCCAACACGCAAUGAUUCAGGACCUUGGGCAGUUCCUCCGUCAGUGUCACAGCUUGGAUUGCAUCAAGUGCUCGGUGGUCGCCGACGGUGAGUGCAACAAGGAGUUCAAAACUUUGGUAAGGCAUCGCUCGCUCGAGGAGGAGAUUGCAGACCUGGAGGACGAACUCAUGCAGAAACGCAGGCGGCUGGCAGAGUCACAACAGCUGGCUGAGAAGUGA
Molecule: messenger RNA, 1071 nt
Organism: Symbiodinium natans
Lineage: Eukaryota; Dinophyceae; Suessiales; Symbiodiniaceae
Source: the annotation of a GenBank genome assembly